CUAUUUAUCUAUUUUUCCCAGCCUCCUGAUGGUCGGCUGACCAAGGAGACGCAAAUCGGAGAGGGCGGCACUGGAGCCGUGUUCAUGGUAAGGGACCAACCAAAUUCCUAGAGAGCAGGGGGAGCUGAAAGCAAGUUGAAAGUGCUAUCCCUGCUAUGCACAUGAUUACAUUCCUUAAUAACUCAAUAUUUCUGUCAGUUUGUUCCCAAUAUGAGUCUUGAUAUUUCCAGCUAAUACUGAAUGUCAGUUACACCUUUCUGUGUGUGUUACAGGGCCAUCACCAUCAAAGAGGUAAGGUAGCCAUCAAGAUGGCCAACAUCACUCGGGUAAGGUUUCUUUAUAGUUCCUUUCUCCAUAUCAUUCCUAUUGUGUGGCUGCCUAUGUGAGCUAAAGGGUUUUUAUUUUUCCUCUCCAGGAUGAGGAGUCAGUCUGCCGAGAGGUAAAUUUUCUCCUGAAGUUCAGCAGGCACAGGAACAUCGCCUCUUACUAUGGAGCUUAUCACCACCCUGCUCCAAACGAGGAGUCAUCGGAGUAUCUGGAAGUAAGAAAUUGUUUGUUGCAUCACAUUCAUCCUUUAUGUGCCAAAGAGAUCUCCAUUGGAGGCAAUAAAAUACAUACACAGCCUGAAAUCAUUCCUUCCUAUUGCAGCUUGUCCUUGAGUACUGCAGCGGCGGCUCCCUGUACGACCUGAUCAACAGCACCGAAGGCCAAUCCCUGAAGGAGACCUGGAUUGGCUAUGUCUGCAGGGAGGUAUUGAAGGUAAACUUGGAUUAACUCCUUAAAGACCCUUCUAUUAUUUUACUUUACAUAUACACGCUCUUUGUUAGGAAUAUUUAACCAAAUGUCUGUUAUAUUCUUAUAACCUACAUCUCAAUCUCCCCAGGCUCUCAACCACAUUCACCACCACCGGGCCGUUCACAGAGACAUCAAGAGCCCCAACGUGAUGCUCACCAAGAAGGGGAACAUCAAACUCAGUGAGUAAAACUUAUAGUUGUAAGAUGAAUGGAUGGGGGGAAGCUUCUGUGGAUAUAAAGUACAGAGGGUAUCAUGAUACAGGUUUUUAUCUUAUUGCCCUUAAAAUGAAUGAAUUUUCCAUUUAUAUGUUUAAUCUGUCAUUUCAGUCGAUUUCGGACUCUGCUGGGACCUGGACCCACAGACAGGGAAGUGCAAGGAGACCGAUGGGACUGCGCACUGGAUGGCGCCCGAGGCCUUUAGGAGGAGGGACAGGGAACCGGAAUUCGACACCAAAUGUGACAUCUGGUCCCUUGGAAUCACUGCCAUCGAAAUGGCCGAGGGAAAAACACCAUACGCCGAUCAGGAACUAGUGUCGGACCUGAUCAUCAACAACGACUCUCCGAGGCUCAUAUCAAGGACCUGGUCUCAAACUUUUGUGUCCUUCUUGGAGUCGUGCCUUGAGAAGGAUCCUUCCCGGAGAUGGAGUGUGGAAGAGCUCCUGCAGCACCCGUUCAUUGCUGAACUGCCCCCUACGAAGACCAUCAGGGCUGAAAUCGAGGAACACCUUCGGGCUGUGCAGAACCGGCCGGCCAAACAAGGAUUGAGAGCAGUUCGCUGGGCCAGGGAACAGCUACGGCGGGCCAGGGAACAACUACGGCGGGCCAGGGAACAACUACGGCGGGCCAGGGAACAACUACGCGGGGCCAGGGAACAGCUACGGCAGGCCAUGGAACAUCUACGGCCUUGCUGGGCCAUGGAACAUCUACGGCCUUGCUGGACCAUGGAACAUCUACGGCGAGCCUUCUGCGCAAUUGAAACAUCGCCAGAACAGAAGGAGGCUCAGCAAAUGGCCCUGGAGGGUUUUGCCUGUGUGUGAUCCUGUGGCCAAUAACAUCAAGUGCCCAGGGUGAGUCUCCUGUAUACCAUCCAAGGACAAAAGGAACAUCUGCAGAGAAAGGUACCAUCUCACCUUCUUCUACUGCUCCUUUACCACUAGGCUCUUUCCUCAGACUACCACACCUCUAGCAUCUGUAUCUCCAUCAACACGAUCCCUUGCAGCUGCCCCAGCUCCUCCACAGUGGCGUCUCCUCUUUAAAUAACUGUAACUCCACCAGCAGUCUCCGCCUUUAACAUCUGCAUUCAGAUCUGUUUUUCUAACUGUAGAUCUGUCAUCAUUAUCUGUCAUCAUAUCUCAGACUACCACUGCUCCACCAAUGAUGUCUUUCCUUUAAUAUCUUAAUUUCAAACAACCACAGCAACAGUGAUACUCACCACAAAUUUCUACAGAUUCACCAGUGGCAUUCACAUUUUUUAAACACCACAGCUCCACCAGUGGGACCUUAGAUUAAAAUUACCAUAGCUCCACCCGAGGUUUCUUCUCUUAAUUUUAGCUCCACCACCUGCCUUCCCUUUAUUUGUCUACUCCUCAACCAGCAUGCUCUUUGCCUUAUUCUAAUCUCUUUUUUCUCUUCAGCUAGUCUCUUCCAUUUAUCUUCUGUUCCACCCUCACACACUUCAAAUCUCCCACUGUAGAGCCAGCGACACCUCCUCUCUAAUCCCCUCACAUACACACUGACAUAAACCCUUAGUACAAGUUGAUCCAGGGACUUGUCCGAUUGCCCUUUUGGGAGUCA
Xenopus tropicalis (tropical clawed frog) is the source of this 2588-nucleotide messenger RNA. RefSeq names its product traf2 and NCK-interacting protein kinase. Gene Ontology annotation, molecular function: ATP binding. NCBI's taxonomy places the organism in Eukaryota, Metazoa, Chordata, Amphibia, Anura, Pipidae. Bases 1196 to 1831 code for a protein of 211 amino acids. The record is from RefSeq and is a predicted model, not a curated record. The transcript is spliced from 5 exons.